Molecule: messenger RNA, 1422 nt
Organism: Sitophilus oryzae (rice weevil)
Lineage: Eukaryota; Metazoa; Arthropoda; Insecta; Coleoptera; Curculionidae
Exons: 3
Coding region: 1-1422 (473 amino acids)
Source: RefSeq, a predicted model, not a curated record
AUGCGAAGAGGAAGAAGAAACAUAGAGCACUUGCUGUGCUACUGUCUGGCACUAGAAAACAGACGCUUUAAAACUCUAGGGCACGAUUUUGUGGAAAGACUAGAAGAAGCAGCAGAAUCCAACAUCAGCAACAUCGGUAACUUUGCAAAGAGCUGGAAGUGCUUUAACGCAAAGAAAGAAUGUGAAGAAGGUUUGAUGUUCCGGGGUAGAGGCCUUGUGGAAGCUAGUGUCCCACUUAGACCGAUAGUGAGUGCUCCAGGAUCGCCUACUUACAACUUAGCUAAAUACUUGACUACGAUCCUACAACCGAAAGUCGGCAACACAAACUCUUAUGUGAAGGACUCAACGCAUUUCGUCCAAAAGCUAAAAGAUAUAAAACUGGAACCAUCUGACAUCAUGGUAAGCUUCGAUGUGGUAUCUCUAUUCACGAGAGUACCCCUAGGCGAGUCAAUGGAUCUAAUCAAGGAAUCAUUCCCACCUGACAUCGCGGAGCUCUUCCGAGUGUGUCUGACUGGUAGCUAUUUCUUAUGGAACGGCAAUUACUACGAACAAACAGAAGGUGUCGCAAUGGGUAGCCCAAUCAGCCCAAUAAUUGCUAAUUUCUUUAUGGAGAGAUUUGAAGAAAAAGCGCUAGAGUCAUCCGUUCUGAAGCCCGCUGUAUGGUUUCGUUAUGUGGACGAUACAUUUGUGGUUUGGAAACAUGGACGUGACAGCCUAGAUGACUUCCUUCAUCACCUUAAUUCGCAGAGCCCGAGCAUAAAAUUUACCAUGGAAACCGAAGUAAACAACCAACUGGCCUUCCUCGAUGUGCUUGUCAAGAGAAAUGGCGACCUUUUGGAUCACACCGUGUAUCGAAAACCCACUCAUACAGACCGGUACUUACACAAACUAUCAAAUCACCAUCCAAGCCAAAAACAGGGGAUUAUCGGAACAUUAGCAAAUAGGGCAAGACGUAUCUGUGCUAAUGAACACAUCCAAGAGGAACUAAGUCAUUUAAAUAAAGCCUUUCUUGCCAAUGGCUAUAAUGACAGAGAAAUAAAGGCGGCGCUGGCACCUAGGCAGAGGAGACCUGACGCCAAUGAACAGGAAAACAUCAUUAAUAAGGCCUUCCUUCCAUAUGUUUCCCAGGUCACCGAUAGGAUUGGGAUCUACCGUAUACCUUGUUCCUGCGGUAGCGUAUAUAUUGGAACUACCAAACGCUCAGUAGGAACGAGACUUACGGAACACAAGAGAAACUGCAGAUUAGGGCAAACAGAGAAGUCAGCUGUAGCAGAACAUGCUCCAAGAGAUGGUGACUACAAAAUCCAAUUCGAAGACACCCAAGUCAUUACCACAACAUCUGGAUAUCAUCCUCGUCUGGUCAGAGAAGCUGUUGAAAUUCACAAACAUCCAAAUAAGGAAGGAAGAAACUUUCUACCUUAA